Alternaria infectoria is the source of this 4983-nucleotide messenger RNA. RefSeq lists its product as uncharacterized. Gene Ontology annotation, biological process: regulation of transcription by RNA polymerase II. Gene Ontology annotation, cellular component: mediator complex. Lineage: Eukaryota; Fungi; Ascomycota; Dothideomycetes; Pleosporales; Pleosporaceae. The record is from RefSeq and is a predicted model, not a curated record. Gene Ontology annotation, molecular function: transcription coregulator activity. The coding region runs from base 1 to 4983 and encodes 1660 amino acids. The transcript is spliced from 3 exons.
AUGGAAUUUCUCAAAACCUGUACUACGAAUGCGCAAGCUAUAGGAGACUUUGAGGCUGUCGCAUACCACGCCUUCUCAAUCACCCGCACCACCACCCCCACCUCCUCGAGAACGCGAGACUGGAAUGCUUCCGACGACAUACGCGCAGUCGAAGCCGACCUGCGACAGGACCUGCACCUUGUUGCGCAGGAUGCAUCGCGACCGUGGCUAUGGCUGUUCAAGCCCACGACCGUCGAUAAGAUAGAGCCGAACGUCGACCUCCCAGAGCUCGACGGCUAUCGCCUGCACAGCGAGCAGACAGGAUGCACCAAGGCCAUCGAUCUAGCGCGGCCUCCCAUGCGCCCGGGCAACCCCAACACCACCGCGGCUUCGAAUAACUCCCCAUCGGCAACAGCACCACAAAGGGGCCUGCCUGCUGGCAGUGCGAGAUCGUCACAGGGCAACAGCCAGGCCUCGGCAUCUGAUGCCCCUGCGCCGCCCGAUUGCUUCACAGUCUAUGAGCUCUUCACGUCAUCCGUCAUUGCUCUCAUCUCGUUCAACAUCGUCAAAGAUUGCAAUGUGACUGCCUUGAACUUCCGCACGUUUGUUUCCAAGGCUUACAAGCAGAUAGACGAUGAGGAUGAGAUUGAACCACCAGACUGCGUGCAUCGCAUGACAAGCAUCAAUGUACAUUGGGCCAGCUCGGGCACACUCCUCGUAUCGACUUUCACUGACCAAAAGACUGAUAUUCGUUGCGUCGGCGACGUGUCCACGCAAGCUGGAGAGCAGUCUCUUGUUGGUAGAUGUAUCCGAGUGGCUCCGAAUGGCCUGCUUGCAACAAUAACGAGUCUUGAAGAUCCGCUUGACUCCCUCGUAGAGGAGAUAGGCCUCCGUCAUAGAAAACGCACUAGACUCACCACCUUAGAGCAGAGCAUUGAGAACUGGAAGUCGAGUGUCAAGCGUUGGCUGGGCUGGAAGGGCUUCACUUUGCCUGACCUGGAGAAGAAAAGCUCUUGGGUUAGAAUACGCAUGACCUCAGUUAACAACCCUCUAGUCUCGAGCCCGGCUUUAGCAGGUCAGGAUCGAGACGUCCUCUGGCCCAGAGCACUGUGCUUCUUUCAUGCAUCAGAAGAACACGAGAUGACGUCUGCGGAGCCGGCUAGUGUGGCGGCAGCUGGCGGCCACAAUAUGCUGAGAUGGUACGACACGCCAGAAUCAAUGGGCUUCAAGGAUCCACUUGAUGCCGCACAGGAGUGGUUCCUAGGAAAGCCGGAUCGUGACAAGAUUCUUGAAGCGAGACGAAAAGCGAAGAAGGCUGAAGAGGACGCUGCCCGUCUCAAGGACGAACAACAGAACAUGAUCGCCUCAUCACCUGUAAACGCUCGUGGUGCCUAUGGGGACCUGCAUCCUGCAGGUGGUGUCUACCCCACACCUCCGGAUGGGGUUAUUCCUGGAACUGCGGUCUCCCAUAGCGACACACCGAGCGUAUCCGGCACGGUCUCCAACGUUAUCCUAGCACCCGGAGGCAGCAACCCCGCCAUCAAUCUCUCCGCUCCACAAGACGACACCAAGAUGGAAGAUCAACAAAUGCCUUUGACGUCACCCGUCGCACCUGCGCCAGACAGCUUCAAUGCAUCCGGUGGAAACGACGAUCUUUUCGGCGACGAUAUGGACGAAGAUGGAUACGGAGGGGAUCGCAUCAACGACACGGAUUUCGACUUCUUUGACGGACCGGACGAUAACGAUAUUGACAUGAUGGACGCACCUCAGCUGCCAGAUACAGGUGUAGCGCCUGCAAACACAUCACGAAAGCCCGAGUCUCAAGUCGCUGUCGAACCCAAGACCGAAGAAGACACAUCUGACCCUUUCGCUGCACUCGAAAGUGCGUUGAAUACGGCUUCUGAGCCUCCCGUGGACGUGAAGAAAGAAGACAAAGGCAAACAGCCUAUGGCCGUGGAAGAACCGCCAAACGAAAGCGCCGACCUGUUUGAGGAGAAAACUGCCGUCCCAACACCAAAAGCAAAAGUGUCAUUCUCCAAGGAGCCAACUCCACCACUAAGCCCGAGCGCUGUUUCCAAGGCACUGCAACCAUCUCCGCCGAAUAAGAAGACAUCGCAUGCUCGAGCGACUCAACCCACGGAUACCCCACAUGAUACCCACUUCAGCCCGGUGGCUUUCAGUCGCAAGAUGAGCAUGUCUGAUGCAAAGUAUCAGGAUGGACGAUUCAGCACGCAUCACUCUGUGGAACAUGGCCGUAACAGUAUCUCCAGCCCUAGUCCCGGUGCUGGGGCCACCGUCACCCAGGCAAAAAGUCUGAGAGACAUACCUCUACUUACGAAGCUUCGUAUCACUGUAGGGGCCGCGUCUACGCAUCAGAUACCAGAAAUAGCAUCUCUGGCUCGAGCAGCUAGCGAAGACUCGGAUUCUAGUGAGACGUCAGACGAAUCCGAUGAAGACUCUGGAGAAGAUGAGGAAGUGGAAGCGACGCCCACAGCUACCAUAGGCGGACUAGUCAUGCCUGCGAAGAGGAAGUUACAGAGCGAGGGCAACGCCACGCCGCUCUCGGUGACGUCGUUCGCGGACUCGAUGGGAGGCGAUUGGCAAGAUUUACACGGUCUUCAACUUGAUGAGUCAAACCUGAACAAUUUCGAGCCAAGCUUAUGGGAUUGGUCUUUGGUCCAUUUCCCGUCUCCGGUGGAACGACACUUAGCUGGCGCGCGCUACAGUCUACCUACCCUACAGACAAACCCAGCGCAAAUGCCCGACACUCCCACCUCUCAGCCUGAGAUGAGUUACGAAGUAUCAGAAGAGAAGCCUUUGAGUGCCAAGGAUAGCAUCUCAAUUACGCAGAUUGUAACAGACCAGAUUGUGUCUGCAACUCUGGAUCUGCUGGGAGAAGAUGUACCCUUCGAAAAAGAAUCUGGAAGUGAUGAGAUGGCAGAGACGCGCUGGCAGGCUGUCAUCAAAGAGCUCUUCCCAGCGGCCGAGGAUUGUGACCUACCUACACUUGCAGGCGUGCACGAGGUCUUCCAGGACUAUGCCGCCCUGGCAAAAGCGCAGCAGAGGCCACCUGCACGGAAGAGUGAUGGCCCGGCAGUUACCGGGAGCCACAUGUACCAGAUCAACGCACCCUUCUUGAGGGUACGCCGUGCGGAGACGCAUUGGGAUUUGCUUCCACCAGCAGUAGCGUUCUGGGAGCCCUUGGGAUUAUCACCCAUCAGUCCUCCCAAGAAUGUCGUUACAUUCUGUGUAUACCCUCAUAGCGAUGCUCUACGACCCUGCCUUGAGAACUUCCUGCUCAAUCUUCAGCUUGCUUACGACAGCUGCAAGCUCGGUUCACACUCUCGCGUCGAGACGGUUGUCGAGUUUGAAGGGGGUCUUGUGCCUGUGAGGGCCAGCUCGUCCAUCACACCGUCGGAGACAUUCAAGCUCCUCAGAGAGACCUGCGUCCAGCUCGGAAAGCUUCUCGCCAUACAGCAUGGGAAGAUACGGGAGCAACAAGAUUCAAAAAUCGACGCAUUCGUCAUUUACAUGAUCGAUCCUUUCGGCGGUCCGUCUGCGCUUUGGGAACUGUGCUCGGCGUUCUGGGCGCUCUUCCAAGCGUAUGGUCAAGGGACACCAGGACGUCCAGAUCAGCCCCAGAAGCCGGAUCUGGUGCUUCAGGUUAUACCGAUCAAGUACAUCGCUUCGUUCGACGCCCCCGUCAUCCUGGAUCCGGCUACUUACUUCAGUCUUGCACGAGAGGUCUACGAUCGAUGCCCACCGAGUGCACCUAAUAGCGACAAAACAUCGCUCAGCAUAUAUGCGGCACCUGCUUUCCAUCUCGAGGAGACGCUUCCACGAAACAUACCAUUCAAGCUGAUACCCGAGCCAGCGCAGGACCUGCUUCGAGAGAAUACCUAUAUGCAUCUUGCUUACGCGAUCAGUCUCGAUGGCACUUGGGUCACAGCAGCUUGGACCGACAGCUGUGGCAAGUCACAAGCCGUCGUCUCGUACCAUCUAGGUACGCGUGUGUUCAGAGAAGUCGCAAAAGAGAUAUGGCAGACGACUAUCGAGAUCUUACAGUCACGAAGAGUCAACUGGCGUGUUUGCAUUGCCAAAGCCGGAGUUCUGGAAAGAGAGGAAUUGGAGACAUGGGUCUACCUCAUCUCGUGUCCGACACAAAUCAACGUGUUCGUCACGUUGCUCACAGCAGUAGAUGCAGAUCCACCGUACAAGUUCAUACCCACCAUGGCUGCUCCAAGCACAACCACUGGCGGCGGUGCAAGCCCUCCAGACUCCACCUCCCAAGCUGGCGUCUCCCCCUCCGAUCCAGGACCAGGUCUGACACCCGCUGCAACACCCUCCGCGGACCCUUCUGCUACCGACCCAACAGCAGACCCAGAAGCCCGCCUAGUCGACGUGACAGACGAAACCUGGGGUGUAAUCCUCGCCCACCGCCUCCACAACACCCACUCGACAACGCAAUUCAGCCCCGCCCUCAUCUCGGGCCUCCUCGUCAAACGCGGCGAAACCCACCAAACAACCAACAGCAUCUCGCACCCCAUCCCCGACCCAGAACCCGGUCCCAUCGUCAUAGCCGUAAACUUCCUCUGGAUCGGCGCCGUAGGCUCUACCCGCGCUGCCUCCUCUCCCUUCCCACCCUCUUCCAGCACUAGCACCAGCAGUGGUAGUAGUUCCGCCUCUUCCGACCUCCCCAGUCCAGGUGGCGCUGGUGCUGGCCUGCCUAAUCCUUACGCUAGUAAUCCGGGUACGCCGCAGAGUCCGGGGCCGGGGCAGGAUCCUGCGCAGAGGAGUACGACGAGUCUUAUGUGGACGCCUACGCCGCAGACGAGGACGACGGCUGAGGGGCUUUUGAAGGAGGUGCUGGGGCAGUUUAGGGCGUUGGGUGUUUUGGCGAAGUUGAGGGGGAUGAGGGGGACGAGGAAUGGGACGGUGCCUUGGCAUGUUGUUGCUGCUAAGAGGGGGGUUGAGGGGUUGAGUCGGAUUGGUGGGGCGGUUUAG